AUGAACGACAGCGACUUCACGCGAAAAAAACCACUUGCAAAAGGGCUUGAGAACUUCGGCUACUUGCCUGCUCGCAACGAUCUGCGUCGGGAACUGGAAGAAAAGGAGAAGAUAGCCUCCCGAGAAAGGCGCAAUCGUGAAGCAGCCUCUUCUAGUUCAAGCAGCAAGAGAGCAAGGAUUGAAGAGUCAUCUCACGCUGCUGUAGAUGCCGAUGAACCGCUUGAUGAGCAUGAUUCUUCUGACGAUGACUCUGAUGAAGACGACACGGCUGCCCUCAUGGCAGAGCUAGAAAGAAUAAAAAAGGAGCGCGCAGACGAGAAAGCUGCACGAGAAGAAGAAGAAAAGAAGCGAGAGGAAAAAAUUCGCAUGGAUAAUAUUCUUGCGGGCAACCCACUGCUACACCCAUCCGAUUCUGUGGCGUCAUCUGCUAAUGGUGGAGAAUUUAAAGUUAAGCGGCGAUGGGACGACGACGUCGUAUUCAAAAACUGUGCCAAA
Ostertagia ostertagi is the source of this 495-nucleotide messenger RNA. NCBI's taxonomy places the organism in Eukaryota, Metazoa, Nematoda, Chromadorea, Rhabditida, Trichostrongylidae. The record is from the annotation of a GenBank genome assembly.